UAGUACUAAAAGCGGCGUAAAACCUUCACUCACUUACUCAGCCACUCUCUCACUCACUCACUCACUCACUUUACAUACCAUUACAUAUUAUGUGACCUGGUUACUGCAGUAAUUUGGGUACACCGGAGAAUGAUCAGUGUGUGUAAGACAAGUGUGCUUGUCGCGUCUAACGUUUCACUUAUCACCAUGUCAUGCACUGAUAUGCCUCAAACAAGUUAUAAUUGCAUGUCAGUGUAUGUUGACACUGCUGAGAAGCUAUUCCCCCUUUCUGUGGGGGUCGGCCGUUUGGAUUUUAAAGAAUGGAAUUUGUCAUCCCCGUUUGGCUAUUGUUCCUGCUGGCGCCCUUGUUACUGGGCAGAGGAACAGGUCAUCCUGUGAACAGCUGUCGGGACCAAUACCCAGAAUGUCCGCACUACGUGACAAGGACACUGUGUGAUCAGCCAGGCAUUAUCCCUGCGUGUAGACGUGCGUGCUCAGCCUGUGUGGAGCCUGUGGAUCCCUGCGAGGACCCCGCGAGAUGGGGGUGGCACUGUCGUGACCUGUGUAACGCUGCCUGCAGUGGACGACGAUGUGACAGACUGACGGGACAAUGUCUCGGUGACUGCAUCAACGGCAACUACGAUGCGGCCUGUGAACUACGUUGUGAGAACUGUGAUGGAGGAGGGUGCUUCAAGAAUGGAACGUGUCGCACAGGAUGCAGGCAGAGAUGGAGGGGACCACAAUGUGAUCAGACUGAUUAAACGUGAUGGAGGACGGCGCGAUAGAGUCGGAACGUAUCUUACGGGAUGCAAGUCUCGGCGGCGGAGUACGCGCUGGGGAUGGUUGAAUAUAUACCUAGCGAUAGGAUACAUGCAAAUGGAUCAUUCUUCCAUUCUGGUAUACCCUCCCAUGAUCGUUCAUAUUGUGUGUAAACGAUUUAUUCAUGAAUUAAAUGUUGAUCAUGUUGCAAUAGCAUGGAAAAAAGUGUUUCU
Molecule: messenger RNA, 971 nt
Organism: Haliotis rufescens (red abalone)
Lineage: Eukaryota; Metazoa; Mollusca; Gastropoda; Lepetellida; Haliotidae
Product: scavenger receptor class F member 1-like
Exons: 3
Coding region: 300-740 (146 amino acids)
Source: RefSeq, a predicted model, not a curated record